CCUCCGCCUCCCUCUUCUCUGCCUCUCCCAGACUGGCUUUUAUGUCUGGGUGCUCCGCUGCAGCAGUGAGCAUGCGCCGUCGCCAUGUUAGCAAGCUCUCCUCCCCCCAGACUCGUCAGUGAGAGAAACGCUGUGCAAGGGUGGCAGGCAAAAAGAAAUACAGACAGAGGGGUGAUACAGCAAACACUGGAUACAAACAGAGACAUGAAGGCUGCGAUUAAACUACUGUUUUGAAAAACGAAGAGUCACGGCUCAUUUGAUAUUAGUUCCACUGCAGCAACGGACUGUUUAAUUUCGAAAUAUAAUGCGCCUGAACGUCUGGUCGUGAUGGAGGAAAUCAUUUGCUGCACUACUGGUAGAUGUAUAUACUGCCUCUGCGUUAUAAUACGGAUUUAAAUUAAAAUAACAAGUAAGGGAUGUUGAACUGCGUUUAAGAAGAAUAGCAACACACGCCUGGGGAGUACAAAAACAUUACGUGCGUACCACUUUGUUGAACAGAAGCUCUGAGGGGAAAUAUUUCAAUAAAAAAAAACAAAAGUUGAAUGGCGGCGGCUUGAAUUCACAUUACAAAUUGGAGGUACGUUAAUUCGUUUAAGUUUUAUUCUGUGGAAAAGAGUCAGCUAGCUGUCAGUCCUGGCUUUGUAAACACUGCUGUGCGUGCUGUCUGAAUUUACAACAAAAAGUACCCUGGGAUUUUACAAAAUGCAUCAUCCCGAGUCUGCAGGAGAUUCUACUAGUAGGAAGAUGGCGAACCCGGCAGUAUUUCCUAGAAGGGGUAGCAGUACAGGCAGCAACGCUUUUGCGACAGCAGCUGGUACCAGUAUUAGCAGUAAUGUCAUUCCUACUGACGAUUACUCAUCUUCGAUAUUGAUACAGCCGCCACCACCACCGACCGGGUCUUCCUCCCCGGGGCCGCAGCACCCUCCCCAGAGCCUGAACCUCCACUCCUCUCAGUCGCAGCUGCAGCCUCAGCCGCUCCCCCUAGCAGGGGCACAGGUGAAAAAAAAGAGUGGUUUUCAAAUCACCAGUGUCACCCCAGCCCAGAUCUCGGCUAGCACCAACAACAGCAUUACAGAGGACACCGAGAGCUAUGACGACCUGGAUGAGUCACACACAGAAGACCUGUCUUCAUCUGAGAUCCUGGAUGUGUCAUUGUCCAGGGCCACAGACAUGGGGGGGCCAGAGAGGAGCUCCUCCGAGGAGACUUUGAGCAACUUCCACGAGGUAGAGACCCCCGGAGCUGUUUCCCCCAACCAGCAUCUCCUCCCCCACUCGCAUCACCAACCCCAGCCUGGUGUGCUGAUGAACGGGACUAUGCACCAACACCACCACCCCCACCCCCAGCCCCAUGGACUUCACCACCGCCCACCUCAUGCUCACCCUGGGAUAAUGCCCUUGGUUGUAGUGCCAGGAGGAGGAGGUGUCACUGUUACCCCUCCUCUCAACACUGUUACCAUUGCUCCGAAAUUAUCUGCACACGCUGACACAGUUCCUGAGAAGGCCUCUGCUGUCGGGAAUGUGGUUGGCCAGCCUCAGUCAGCCAGCACCCCAGGAAUGCCAAGCGGCAUGAAUGCAGCAGCAGGUACCCCAGUUAAUAUUGUUAAUCCUGUGACGAGCAAUGUGAAUAAUAUGAGCGUGGCUGGAGUGAGUACUGCCAAUGUGCCUGGUUUGGUGGGCACUAGUAGUAGUAAUGGCAGUAGUAGUGGCAUCCCACCUGGCUUAAUGAACUUGAAUGCCAACAGUGGCUUAACGGGAGCCAGCAACCCAAAUGUGAUGCAACAACAACAAGGGACUGGGAGUGCUGUGAAUGUGAAUAUUGUAAUGGGGGCUGGUAGUGUUACAGGUUGUGCCCCCUCAAAUGUGAUCAGCGGGGCGACGGGUAACGUUGUAGUGGCAGCACCAAUGGCUGUGGCGACAACAGCACAAACUGCGCCAGUGGCUACCCCCCCAAGCCAGCAGCAACAGGCUCCACCUCCCACCAGCUCCCGCUUCAGGGUGGUCAAGCUGGAUUCCAGCUCAGAACCUUUCAAGAAAGGCAGAUGGACUUGCACUGAGUAUUAUGAUAAGGAGCCCCCAGUAUCAGUAGCUGUAGCAAGUGCCACAUCAGAAACUAUGCCCAGUCACAGGGCAGUGGAGAGCAUCAGGCAGACCCAGCCCGACACUACUGUGGGUUCAGAGCGGGAGAGCACCAGUGGGAGCUCAGUCAGUAGCACCAUCAGCACCCUGAGCCACUAUACAGAGAGUGUUGGAAGUGGAGAGAUGGGAGCCACCUCCAUUUUACAAGGUUUCCAGCAGCAGCAACCACCACCGCCACAACAGGUGGACUAUGGUGGCCCCCAGAGCUUGCAAGCUUCACUCCCUGGCCUGCCUCAGAGUGUCUCGCAGCCUCAGCUUGCUCAAGCCCAGAUGCACUCGCAGGAGGUGGCUCACUCCCUUCUGAAAACGAGCGGGACCCCCUCUGUGCCCUCAAGCAUUGGCAGUGUUCAGCAACAGCAGCCUCCAGUGAAUCUAGGAAGCAUACAGACCUCCAUAGGGCUCCCCACUGCUACCAUUCCUCAGCAGCAGCAACUGCCCUACACUCAACAGCCUCAGCAACCUGCCACCGCACAAAUGUUCCACCCACCACCGCAGCAGCAGCAGCAGGCACCCACUCAGAUGGCAUCGGAGCAUGUUAUGCCUGUGAGUCAAGGUGGGGGCAUGGUGGGCAGCCUGCCACCAGAGUUUGUACACCAACAGAUCAUUCAGCCUCCAAUGCAGCCCGGGCCUCCUGGAAUGGGAGCAGCUGGACAGCCACUACAGCAUGUGCCCCACAUUCCUGGCACCAUCCAACCUCCUCCAGUGUCUGGGAAUGGCCAGAUGAUGGGCAUGGGCCAGCAUGGGGGCAACAUACUGCCUGGGAAUUAUCAGACACCCCCCCAGGGAAUUUUGCAACAGCAGCAGACCACUUCGCCUCCACAGGGUGGGAUCCUGCAUCAGAUCUUGCCUGGAACCGUCUCAGGCCUGGCACAGCAGCAUCAUCAGAGUUUGGCCCAGCUCCCAACACACCUGCCGGUAGAGCAGCAGCAGCAGUCAGUGGCUCAAGGACUAGCCGGGCAGCAGCCUGGUGCUGUUUCCUUGGGUCAAGUUACAUCAAACGUGCCUCUUCCAGCUGCGGCCCAGAGUGCCGCCCAGCCUUUGCAGAACGGCAGCAUGAUUCCCGGUGGUGGUCAGCCUACCAUGAUGCCAGCGAGCUCGGCGGCCAGCACUGGCCAUUACCUGGCCCUGCGGCCUUUUUCUGCUGCGCAGCUGGAAGAUGCCCGCCGCCUGCUUCUUCAGGACCAGGCCCUGCUCUCUUUGCCCAAGCUAGCUGUUGGAGACGGAGCUGCCAACAGCAUGAGCGCCUUCUCAGCCUCUGCAAGCCUCUUUCCACUGAAGACCCUGCCGCUGGCAGGACAGGUGGUGGACGGUGAAGAGGACAGUUCUUCGGGUGCCAGUGUGGUGGCCAUAGACAACAAAAUUGAACAGGCAAUGGAUCUAGUGAAGAGUCACUUGAUGUAUGCCGUGAGAGAAGAAGUGGAGGUUUUGAAGGAACAAAUAAAGGAGCUGAUCGACAGGAACUCGCAGUUGGAGCAGGAAAACAAUCUUCUGAAGAAUCUGGCCAGCCCGGAGCAGCUAGCUCAGUUUCAGGCGCAGCUCCAGAGCGGCUCCCCGCCGGCCUCUUCACAGCAGCCCGGGACAGCGACACAGCCUGCCCCGCCAUCAUCACAGAGCUCCGGGCCCUCAGCGUAGCACACCCCGCCGCUUCCACAAUGGACUGGACACAAUGGGGGUCGAGGAAAAAAAAAAAAAAACACUAAACGCAACGAGGACAAUUGCGCCCCAGUUACAGGCAUAUUGCAUUUGCCGUUUGCACAUCCUGAUUUGAAGGAAAAAAUGAAGAAAAAAAAGUAUUUUGACUUUAGACAAUCGCUUGUAAAAAUGGAAGUGAUCCAGCGAUGGGACGGUGAAUACUACGGAACUAAUGGAUUGGAAUGGAAGCACGCGUCAUUACAGCGCUUUGUUAAAUACGCAGGGAUUCCCAGUGCAGCGUCAUGUGGAUCUCCAGUGAUGUACAUGUGUUUUGUUUUUACCGUGACUUGGAGAUAUGCACACAGCUGCUUCUCUGUCAUUUACAUAUAUAUAUAUAUAUAUAUAUAUAUAUAUAUAUAUAUAUAUAUAUAUAUAUAUAUAUAUAUAUAUAUAUAUAUAUAUUAUAUACAGUGUGUCCAAGGCUGUGGCUGACUGGUGCAAGCACUUUCUUGAUGGCAAAUGUGAAGAACCGUAGAAGGACCAGAGGCAACUGGGGAGCCCCUCUCCCCCAUCUGGAAUGGGGGAAGGUGUUACAAAAAGGACACCUAUCUUUUUACAUCACCGUUACGAGUGGAGAAAUCUCGAAGAACAAGGUGGUGUAACGAAUCUUUCAGUAUUUAACUUGAAAACGGUCCUCAUACUAGCGUUUCCAAAGCUUCCGGUUUUUUGGUAUGUUGACAGCGCUUCUUUUCAUGCAGUUAAUAUGAGGCUGGAGUUCAAUGAGGGUUGUUAACCCUAAUGUAUAUUUGUGUAUGUAGUGUAAGUACUCUGUAAUAUAGUAAACUGUAACUAUUUAGGUUGUACAGAUUGAAUCGAGCUGUUUCAUUGGCUGAUCUGAACACGUUUAGACGGUCUUUUUUAUGCUCUAUAAGAGGAAUGCAGCUUUACACCUGCUUAGUGAAUUAAAACGAUCACAAUCACUUGUGUUUUUUUCCGUUUUCUUGGCUGCAUACUAUUCUAAAGUAAAACCGUUGUUCACUUAAUUAUUUGAAGAAAAUAAAUGCACUGUUGUGAACUAUUGCCAGUGAAGCACUCCAGUUGUUGAUCAAUGCUAUUGCUGACAUUAAAACCACACUCUGGUAUGUGUUUUGGGUUUUGCAUAUACGUAUAGUUUAUAGGCUUAUGUUUUGUGCAUGUUCCUGAAACGAAAACAAACAACAAAAAAAUGAAAGUCGUAACAUUUAAUUCAGUUGCACUUGACUGUUGCACUUCUCAGCCUUCAAUAAAAACCUUCCAUGUUGUCCAAUAAGCAGUUGUCUUGCGGUUUGUAAUUUUUAUGCACAGAUUUAAAAUAAUGCAGACACAUUCAUAAAUCAGAUGUCAAUUACAGUUGCAUAUUUGGUUUUCCACAACAUUUCCAUUCUAAAUGCUAAGCUCAAAAAACAAGUGUGUCAUUGUGGACCGAGUACAUGUCCCAGUAAACAGGUUUAACUGCAUUUUUCAUCAUUUGCCCCCACAGUACUGUGUGAUUUAUAGUACAGUACAACUUCUGCUCAACAUGAACUCUAUACCACCCCGACCAGUCUGAACUUGGGCUGGAGUGCUGAAGCGUGUUCUCUCCCUCGGAGCCCCUCCCACGCCCCGCCUCCUCACGUGGUCCAGUGCGCGGGGGUUCCCCGGUGACGCCUGGCGAACAGGAAAUGGCAUGGCGCGGGUAACGUUCUUUUGAAGCGCUACAAUGCACACUAGAAAGCUUUCAUUGUAACGAGAGUAUGUUGUUUUAAGAGCUAUAGUAUAACGGUAAAUAAAACAUCGCAACCAGUGGCAUAACCUUGCAGGGAAUCCCCGAAGUUCAGCAGGGGACAGCGUCUGCAACUGAAUGCUGGUUGCUAAGGAAUCCUGGUACAGGAACACUUCCAUGGCGACGCACUAACAAAGUGAUUCUAUUACAGGGUUGGGCAAGGGGCGCAUUUGUAAUAUACACUUGUAGCUGCAUUGCCAGUGCUUACUACAAAUGUGUGCUUUUUAUUUUAAUUUGUGAAAGUGGAAGAAUGUAUUGCUUUUUUAAUAUAGAUGCAUGUCUUUUAUUUUGGUAGUUUGU
Molecule: messenger RNA, 5869 nt
Organism: Acipenser ruthenus (sterlet)
Lineage: Eukaryota; Metazoa; Chordata; Actinopteri; Acipenseriformes; Acipenseridae
Product: TSC22 domain family protein 1
Exons: 3
Coding region: 703-3768 (1021 amino acids)
Biological process (GO): regulation of transcription by RNA polymerase II
Source: RefSeq, a predicted model, not a curated record